Molecule: messenger RNA, 1409 nt
Organism: Aureobasidium pullulans EXF-150
Lineage: Eukaryota; Fungi; Ascomycota; Dothideomycetes; Dothideales; Saccotheciaceae
Exons: 2
Coding region: 91-1059 (322 amino acids)
Biological process (GO): fatty acid metabolic process
Molecular function (GO): NAD+ binding; oxidoreductase activity, acting on the CH-OH group of donors, NAD or NADP as acceptor
Source: RefSeq, a predicted model, not a curated record
GCUGGUCGACUACUCGACUAACUUCCGCUGCGACUUCCGCUUCAUCCAUCAAUUGUUCUGCUUUUGUGUUGCCAUCUUCCGUUAUCAAACAUGGCUUCUUUCGCGUGUCGCUCUUGCUUGAAGCAAGUCCCCCGAGGUACACCAGCAAUCUACAAGCGAGCAUUCAGCGCCACCGUUCGCUCAAAUGCCGAAGUCAAGAAGCUCGGUGUCAUUGGUGCCGGUCAAAUGGGUCUUGGAAUCGCUCUUGUUGCUGCUUUGAGAGCUCAAGUGCCUGUCACAUUGGUCGACACCUCCCAGGCUUCUAUCGAUAAAGGUCUCAAAUUCGCCGACAAGCUGCUAGCAAAGGAUGUUUCCAAGCAAAGAAUUAGCCAGGACGAUGCAGAUGCUGCAAGGCAACGACUGGUGCCAGUAACCGAUAUGGGAGCUUUGUCAGAAGUCGACAUGGUAAUCGAGGCUGUACCCGAAAUCAUCGACCUCAAAACCAAGAUCUUCGCCCAAUUGGCCAAGCUGGCCCCUUCGCAUGCUGUCCUGGCUACCAACACAUCAUCAAUCAGCAUCACAAAGAUCGCUGCCGCCACAACGACGGACCCAACGGAUCUCUCGGCCGCUUCGAGGGUUGUUUCGACUCACUUCAUGAACCCUGUUCCUAUCCAGAAGGGUGUUGAGAUCAUCACUGGACUGCAGACUUCUCCCGAGACUCUGGCGACAUCUAUCGAAUUUUGCAAACGCAUGGGCAAGAUUCCAUCAGUCAGUCAGGAUAGCCCGGGCUUCCUCGCCAACCGCAUCCUCAUGCCAUACAUCAACGAGGCUAUCAUCUGCCUGGAGACUGGAGUCGGAGCAAAGGAAGAUAUUGAUGCCAUCAUGAAGAAUGGCACUAACGUACCGAUGGGCCCUCUUCAACUUGCAGACUUCAUCGGUCUCGACACCUGUCUGGCAAUCAUGCGCGUUUUGCAUCAGGAGCUUGGUGAUUCCAAGUACAGACCUUCUGUAUUGCUGACCAAGAUGGUCGACGCUGGCUGGCUAGGAAAGAAGUCUGGAAAGGGCUUUUAUGAUUACUAAACUUCUAAUAGCUGCUAAAACGAAAAAACAAUUCAAAGAAGACUAUCAUGACUCAAAUAUGAUGGUCCUGCUUCUCCAUAUCAUGUUUCCUCCGCGUCUCAGAAUCGACAAUUUCGUGCUCAUCUAUGUCACUAACCACCGAAUCCUGCCGCACGAUUCUACUCGCGUUCUCCGUCUCAGCACCUCUUGGUGAAUCGACAGCAACCAUGCUUCCUCUACCAAUGACAAAUUUCGGCGGUCUCUCCAACCAGUUCGGAUUUUGAGACGAAGUACUGCUGUUCCUUCUGCCAUCAAACGGCGACUUGAUCAAUCUGAUCCACGCUCUGAUGAUCUCGAAUUUGAACAGCAGG